ACCCAGCGAGACGACACCAGCGCCGGCACCUACGUCUCCGUCGCUGCAAUCCCCUCGCCUUCGCUCCAAGACGCCCGCAGCAAGAACAACCUCUCCGACCCAGCCUCUGAGCGCCCCAGCAACAAUUCCCGGCCCGCGCCUAGCCCGCUGCGCCAGCACGCCCGCCAGACUUCCUUCUCAGCCUUUGUCGACGACCAAGUCCACCAUCCCCCGCCGCGCUCCAGGGCCUUGACGGCCGAGUCGGCGAACCAGAGGCCUCCACGAUCGCCCCGGGACACGUUGGACGCCCUAUUGGCCACUGACCAUUUUGCCUACCACAACCCAGAGUCGACUGUGGCUCGAGCCGCCCCCAAAAUCCCCCCGCGGACCUCCUCCGCCGCCGCCGAUAAGCCUGCGAGCGAGAAGAGUGCCUCUUCAUAUGCCCUGCCGCGUUCCGCCUCCGGCCUCUCGACUUCCGCAUCGCCUACUGCCGCCAUAAUGGGGAAGCCUCACCACCGGCCUGACCCUCGCCCCAUGCCGCGGAACACCUCGAUUGACUCGGCCGUCUCAUCCAUGUCUUCGAGCUCGCAGACGUUCCGUUCGACGGCCCAAUCUGGGAAGCCCACGCAAGAAUCGUCCCCGGUGCCCGACUUUGCCGCCUUAAUACAAGCAGCAGGCUCGCCAGAGGCGGCUCUGUAUAAUAUGUGGAAGGAAAAGCAGAAUGUAGAUGCUCACAACCAGCAAUUGUGGAGGAUAGUGACCAAGCAGAAGGACAUGGUGGUUGGUCUGAACAAAGACCUCGAGCGCGCUCUGAAAGACAGAGAACGUUAUCGGAAGAAGCUCAAGGAACACCUGGCACAGGUUCCACCUCUACCGAAUGCGACACAAAGGAUGGAAGCAGACGCGCAGCGGCAAAGCAGCGCGUCGCCCGCCAUGAGCGAUGUGCAGGAGACUCCGUCGAGCAGCAGGAACAACAGCGCGCAAGACGCCGUGCCCGGGAACCUGUCCAACUUGGCCCAGACGGAAACUCACGAUCACGCUGCCACGGCAUCGCCAUCUCACGAAGCGGUUCUGACCUCCCUUCCGGAAUCGCCUCCCGUCCAACCCAAUGACUCCGCUUCUGAAUCCGUGUCACAAAAGGACUCAGCCAGCAGCGAGCCAUCUCCAUCGGAAAACAAUGCCGCAGAGGGAGGAGCUCGCAGUGGAGGGUAUGAACUGGCUCCUAAAGUGAGUCCCGCUCCCGGGGAUCUUCGUCUCAGAACACUCCGUGAACAGGCCUUCGGCACAAGCGCAAGCUAUGACGACGCCGUAUCACCGAGAUCCACGGUUCCGCAAGGGCCUCUGCAUCUCCGCACAAAGACUCCUUCACUUUCUUUCACGGCGGCUACUCCCGUUAUGGGGUCGUCUGGUUUCUCCAGCCCUGAGCAUCGCCUCCAACGCAAGGCACCUCCAGCACCGCUCGAUCUGUCCCCUAUUUCCCCGAGCGAAAGAGCCAACGAGCGGCUGCAGCCUGCAGCUGCCGCUCCCGCUCCCGCCGCUGCUGAAGAGGGUUCGGCUUCGGAGUAUGAGGAGGAGCCGGAGGCGCGAGAGAUGCCAUCUUUUGAACGUGGUAGAAAGAAGACACGAGAGGAAGACGACAUGCAGCGUGAAUACAUUGCGAAGCAAGAAGCAGAGGAGCGGAGCCGAUCGAAGAAGAGCAAGAGCAAGAGCAAAAGCAAGAGCAAGAGCAAAAGCAAGAGCAAGAGCAAGCCGGCACAAGAAGAGCGUCCGCAGAUCGAAGACACACCAAAGGCCGUCCCCACUUCAGUCUCGCCUCCAGUGGCACUUGGAUUGCCUAGCUCGCCCCGCGCUACGCAGGCACCAGGUUCCAUCAAUGCCCUGCUUAGUCCUGCCGGCUCGGAUGGCUCCAUGAUCACGCAGCGCGUGCUCUCUCCGCCGCUUAUGAGCCCUGGUCUGCCCAUAAGCCCGCGCCCUGGAGACAGACCCCCAAAUUCCCCCGCGCCGCGGUUACCCAAAACCGAACUGACUUCCCCGCCCAUGUCUCCGCGAGGUGCAAACGGAAUGCCACUUUCGCCGCGUGCGCCAAGAGGACCGAUACCCAUGCCUCCUCAGACGCCUCUCUCCUUUGCAUCACCCCAUCUUACCAGAGCCGAAACAUACCCCCAGCCUGAAAAGACUGCCCCUGAGCCUGAUAAACUAGCUGUUCCCGGGUCAGCCCCGUCAAGCGCUGAAUCGGAACAGCACAGUGCCGGCGGUGCCGAAACCCUUACACCAGAUGCAAUCAGUCGCGAACUUGUCUCGGAACAAUAUCCUGAUCUUCUUCUGCCUCCCAACGCUCUGCCAUCCAUCGAGGUCAAAGUGUUUUCGUCCCGGCUCCGGCCUUCUCGCCUUAGCUUCAUGAUGGCACCAACCCCAACUGAAGAAGAUCCAGUCUUUCUAUUGGCCGUCCACGCCCGUUCGAGUGGGAAACAGCUCUGGCGCCUCGAAAAAACUAUCAACGCCCUCCCUAUCCUCGAUUUUAAGUUGAAAAAUCUCAGCGAAUUCAGUGGUCGUGUUCCUGAUCGCAACCUCUUCAGAGGGCAUGCGCCGGCAACAAUUGAUGCACGUAGAGCAGCUCUGACCAGCUACUUUGACCAGAUGUUAGACACUCCAAUGAAUGAAAGGGCUGCCCUGGUCAUUUGCGAGUUCUUCUCUACCGAUGUGUUCGGUGCUGAGGUUGAGCCUCCCAAGUCCGCCACCCUUCCUGUCACCACAGACCCCUCAUCCCCACUUCCGAGGAUGCCGAAGGAAGGUUACUUGACCAAGCGUGGUAAGAAUUUUGGCGGCUGGAAAGCGCGUUAUUUUGUACUAGAGAGUCAAGACUUCCGCUACUAUGAAUCGCUUGGCGGCCCACUCCUUGGAUCUAUCAAGCUGGCGAGUGCUCAGAUCGGACGCCAGAACCCAAGAACCAAGGUUACUCAGACCGAGGAUGAAAUGAGGCACGCAUUCCUGAUCCUUGAACCCAAACGGAAGGAUCCGUCGGUGAAGGUUUCGCACAUAUUGUGCGCAGAAAGUGAUGAAGAGAGGGACGCUUGGAUUGACGCUCUGUUGCGAUAUGUGGACCAUGUCGAGGAGCAACAGCAACCACCCUCUUCGGGCGAUCUUAUAAAGGAACCUGAAUCUGCAGGCAGCCAUGGUGGCCAUGACAAGUAUCACGACGGCAUGUAUCCAAAACAAAAGAAAAGAGAAGAAACCCCCGAGGGUUUCAAGCGGCCAAUGCACACCCUUAGCUACGAGGAAACAACAGCUGGGGAUGUGCCGUUCUACGGGCCUGGCAUCAAUGGUGGCGGCGGGAUACCAUCGCCACCCUUUAAUGGGUCUUACCAGGACCGCUUCAUCUCCGGGCCUACCAACGGUGCCGUGAUAACGGAUGCUUCGACGUGGGGCAACAAGUCCACGACGCCGACUCCUCUCAAAGACAAGAAGCGCAGCAUUUUCGGCUUCAACGUGGGGGCCAACCGAGGUAGAAAUUCUUCUGACUUGGCUCCCUCUUCGAAUGGCCCUUUCCAGCCGCCACGGGAGCGCACUCCUCCUGCCCGAGUUGUGUGGGGUAUUCCGUUAGCGGAGGCAGUCGAGGCGACUAAACCCGAAGGUGUCGAUGUUCUCCUGCCGGCGGUUGUUUACCGUUCCUUGGAGUACCUCAGAGCCAAGAACGCGCACCGCGAAGAGGGCAUCUUCCGGCUGAGCGGAUCGAACAUUGUGAUCAAGGGGCUGAGAGAGCGCUUCAACACCGAGGGAGACAUCAAAUUGCUGGAGGGUGAAUACUAUGACGUCCAUGCCGUUGCAUCGCUGCUGAAGUCGUACCUGCGCGACUUGCCUGUCUCGAUACUGACGAGGGAAUUGCAUCUUGAUUUCCUUAGAGUACUGGAUCUCGACACUAGAGAGGACAAAAUCGCCGCUUUCAAUGUUCUUGUCCACAAGCUUCCUGAAGUCAACUGCGACCUUCUGAAAGCCUUGUCGUCAUUCCUCACCGACAUAACCGACAAUUCCGAUGUCAACAAGAUGAACAUCCGGAAUGUCGGCAUCGUCUUCUCUCCCACGCUCAACAUCCCUGGCCCGCUAAUCUCCUUCUUAAUAACCGAUUAUGACGAAAUCUUUGGUCCAGUAAAAGACGAAGCGUCAUCGCCAAUCCGUGAGGUUACGGUAACCGCGCCCCUCAGUCCCGAAUCGAUUCGCUCGCCACGACGCCAAAUGUUCUCAGACCUGCCUACGCCGGGAUACAACCAGACGGCGUUUGAGCGGCAACCGUCGAACACGAACCUGUACGCGGCAUCGGCAGGAUUGCAGCAACAGCAGCAGGGGCGCAACACGCCGACACCAACGGGCUUUGAGAACAUGGGCUUCGUACCGAUGCACCAACAGACCUACGACACGGGUUCGGGCACCGGAUACGGUAGCUUGAACGGUGCUAUUGGUGGUGCGCGCGACGUCAAAUCUCGCCGCCGCGAAAGCGGCAUGUUGCUCAUGAACAUGGGUGCUGGUGGACCAAACCUAGGCGGCCAGAAGAAGAGCUCGAUGCAGCAGCUGCGUGAAGAGACGGGCAUGGUGCCUGAGGAGAGCGCGUUCGAGUAGAGCGUGUAGUGGGCGCAGCGUGACGACGACGGGAAAGAAGCGUUCUCUGAGUGUUUAUGAGCACGCCGACCUUCUUCCUUCGCUGGCAACCUUCGUCGACUUUCUCGCAGUGCCUGCGGUUCCGUCGCUUGUUUGGGCGCAUCGCAGGGGUGUAUAUGACAACCAGACACCUAUGGCUCUUGGGACCGCGCAAUGGUGCACAGCAUGCAUCGUUCCCCUCAGCUUUCUCGCAUUUUCAUGCCUAUUUGGUUCGCCGUCGCCUGUGGCACGGCAACCCGGUGGUGCAUGCAGGUUUCGGGGCACACGCUACGCAUCACAACACAUUCACGACCGGUACAUGGAUACAUACGCGCUUGCUUCUUUUUUCUCGUUAUCAUUUCUUUUGUCUUUUUUUUUUUUUUUUUUUUUUUUUUUUUUUU
Messenger RNA from Aplosporella prunicola CBS 121167, 5009 nucleotides. RefSeq lists its product as uncharacterized. Bases 478 to 4590 code for a protein of 1370 amino acids. The transcript has 3 exons. Gene Ontology annotation, biological process: regulation of GTPase activity; signal transduction. Gene Ontology annotation, cellular component: cytoplasm. The record is from RefSeq and is a predicted model, not a curated record. Lineage: Eukaryota; Fungi; Ascomycota; Dothideomycetes; Botryosphaeriales; Aplosporellaceae.